Plectropomus leopardus (leopard coralgrouper) is the source of this 1227-nucleotide messenger RNA. RefSeq names its product glutathione peroxidase 2 (gene gpx2). Gene Ontology annotation, molecular function: glutathione peroxidase activity. NCBI's taxonomy places the organism in Eukaryota, Metazoa, Chordata, Actinopteri, Perciformes, Serranidae. The record is from RefSeq and is a predicted model, not a curated record. Gene Ontology annotation, biological process: response to oxidative stress.
AAAAUAUGUACACAUUUUUCAAAGCUUUUCCACAAUAGAAUAAUACACAUGAUAGUAAACCAUGCAAAAACUACUCAUGUACUUGUGUGGUUUUACAAUUAAUUCUAUCGAUUCAUCUGAAACGAAGAGUGUUGUAUGUCAGGUGUGGAUCAGUUUCUUGCAGAGCCAUUCGACACCUAUGAAAGGCAGUGAGUCAGGUGACCGAGCAGUUGGAUACAGUCACACGUUGAGAUCCCGUCCGCCUCCAGUGAGGAAGCACAGAAGUCGAGAUGACGUUCAUCGCCAAGACCUUCUACGACCUGAGAGCCACCACGCUGGAAGGGGACUCGGUUGAUUUCAAUGUGUAUCGGGGACGAGUGGUCCUGAUAGAGAAUGUGGCCUCGCUCUGAGGCACCACCACCCGGGACUUCAGCGAGCUCAACCAGCUUCAGAGCAAGUACCCACAUCGGUUGGUGGUCCUGGGUUUUCCCUGUAACCAGUUUGGAUACCAGGAGAACUGCAGAAAUGGAGAGAUCUUGAAUUCCCUGCAGCACGUGCGACCAGGCGGCGGCUUUCAGCCUAGCUUUACCAUCUUUGAGAAGUGUGAAGUCAACGGGACGAACACACAUCCGGUCUUUGCUUACCUUAAAGACAAGCUCCCCUAUCCCGAUGACGACCCCAUCUCCCUCAUGCAGGAUCCUAAAUUUCUGGUUUGGAGUCCCGUCAGCAGGACCGAUGUCUCGUGGAACUUUGAGAAAUUCCUCAUUGGACCAGAGGGAGAGCCCUUUAAAAGAUACAGCAAAAAGUUCCCCACUAUUGACAUAGAGCCUGAUAUUCAAAGACUUUUAAGAUUAACCAAGACCUAAGAAUAGCCUCCACCUCUUAAUGACUUCUCAUCCAUCACAGUCAAAGCUGAUAUGCUGUCCUCCACACUUUGAAGCCUUAUUAAAUGAGGGUGAUAUUCUGAAAGCUGAGGGAAUAUUAUCUGAGGUCAUAUAAGUGCUUAGGAGUAGUGGAGGAAUGAAUUAAAUAUAUGUGAAAAGAAUUUUAAAGUACAAAAAUGGGCAUGCUUUAUAAAAAUGAUCACUUGAAAAGCCAAGUAUAUUCUUCUGUGUCUUCUUGUCGUAUCUCAGUCUGGCCAGCAGAUGGUGCUACAGAUUUGAUCAUACAGAUAGAUAACUUCUGUCAUGCUUGCAGGAAUUAACAUUCUGCUCACAUACACUCCCAAAAUGUUUGCACUGGAAUAAA